UAGAAACUAGGAAGGUUUGAUUGUGGAUUUCUUUCUUGUUUUGAUUCCUUUUCUUUCCACAUCAACAUUUUUGCAGUUAUCAGUAGCAUCAUUGUAUUGCUCAUAAUUGCUUUCUGAGGAAGAACGUCAAAUGUUCACUGUUUCUAUUCAGACUAUUAAAAUUGCUCUAUCAAUCAUCCUGUUUUGAAAAACAUAAUAAAUUCAGCCCUUUUUGGAUAGCUAUAAAAACUUUCCAGCUCUCCCUCUUGCCCAGAAUAGUAGGAGAAGAUAGGCAAUAGCAACUUACCAAAGUCAUGUUCUUGUUCUCUGAGUAAACUGGUCCUGGGGACCAACUAAAAGUCUGCAUGAGGUGUAAUUCUCCCUGAUGAUGUCUGUGAUGAAUUAGCAGCCUUUCGCGUAUUAUCGAUAUGGCAUUUUAUCUAAGAGGUCUCUAUUCUGAUUGCAUCCCAGGGCCUCUUAAUAGGCUAUGUGUAACCACACAGUGGAGGGUAGUAGUGAGAUUUACUUACUCUUCACUGAUUCUUUUGGUUUGAGGGCUAAGACCUACAAAGCUGUGAGUGUCUUCAAUGCUCAUCAGGUGUUUACCCCCUCAUAUGUUCGAAUCCCGGUAGAGGAGGCAGGAAAAAUAGGCUGGACAAAGUUAAAUCUUUGCAUCUGAAAGACAGCUGACCAAUGCAUUCGCAAAAGCCUCUCCAUCUAGUGGCAGCCACUUUGUACAGCCAGCCUGGCAGUGCCAAUCAAAAGCCACAGGUUUCUGGCAAAAGUAGUGCAGUCUAAAAUAGCAUACAGCUGUGUUUUUUUGUUUUUAUUCACGAAGAUAAAAGAUGCUUGAAAUUUGUAUCUCUUUUUUAAUCUUUAUCCAUGGUUGACAUUCACUACUACUGUGAAUUGCUGCAUGCAGUCAUGUAAUUGCACUGGAAAUUUUUGCAUGCUGGUGCCAGUGCUGACUCUUGCUCACUUUUAGUCAAUGUUUCUGUUCUUUUUAAAGCCAUUUUAAAAUAAGUGAGGUUGCCGAGCUCGUUUAAGGCAGGGACCAAGCUAAGAGCUGUGGAGACUCAGCCUCUGUUCAGAGCGUAUCUCCAGACAGCACAGGAAGACUCUCUCGUGCUGCCCUUUAGCGUGUCGCCACACUGUCCUGGAGGGACCCUUGCUGCAGUGCAGAGCCGUCACCCGGUAGCCUCCAAGGACAAGAGAUUUGUGCUGGGGACCGUUGUCCCCUAGGGAGGCUGGAGAAGAAGCAGCUGCGGAGGCUCCCGGGGUAUUCCACGUACCAGGAUUUCCUCAAAUGCAUUUUUCCCUUCUCAAGUCUCUCUGAAACCAACAUAAUACAAGACUGGGGUUAUGAAGUCAAUCCUAGAUGGCCUCGCGGACACAACUUUCCGAACAAUUACCACAGAUCUCCUUUACCCGGGCUCCAACGAUAUCCAGUACGAAGACAUGAAGGGUGACAUGGCAUCCAAACUGGGAUACUAUCCCCAGAAAUUCCCUCUCUCUUCCUUCAGGGGUGAUCCUUUCCAAGAAAAAAUGACUGCAGGAGAUGAUCCCCUGUUGAGCAUUAUUCCAUCUGAUCAGAUCAAUAUCACAGAGUUUUACAACAAGUCCUUGUCCACCUUUAAGGAUAAUGAUGAGAAUAUCCAGUGUGGAGAGAACUUCAUGGAUAUGGAGUGUUUUAUGAUCCUGAACCCCAGCCAGCAGCUGGCUAUUGCAGUUCUGUCCCUCACCCUGGGCACCUUCACUGUCCUGGAGAACCUGCUUGUCCUGUGCGUCAUCCUCCACUCCCGAAGCCUCCGGUGUCGACCCUCCUACCACUUCAUCGGCAGCCUGGCUGUGGCCGACCUCCUGGGCAGCGUGAUUUUUGUCUACAGUUUUGUUGAUUUCCAUGUUUUCCACCGGAAGGACAGCCCUAAUGUCUUCUUGUUCAAACUGGGUGGAGUUACAGCCUCGUUCACUGCCUCCGUAGGUAGCCUUUUCCUCACUGCAAUAGACCGGUACAUAUCUAUACACAGGCCACUAGCUUACAAAAGGAUUGUUACCCGACCAAAGGCUGUCGUAGCGUUCUGUGUGAUGUGGACCAUCGCUAUUGUAAUAGCUGUUCUUCCUCUGCUCGGCUGGAACUGCAAAAAACUCAAUUCUGUUUGUUCAGACAUAUUCCCCCUCAUCGACGAGACCUACCUGAUGUUCUGGAUUGGGGUCACCAGCGUACUCUUGCUGUUCAUUGUGUAUGCCUACAUGUACAUACUGUGGAAGGCUCACAGUCAUGCUGUUCGAAUGAUUCAGCGUGGCACUCAGAAAAGCAUAAUCAUUCAGACUACGGAGGAUGGGAAAGUACAGAUCACUAGGCCUGAUCAAACUCGUAUGGACAUCAGGUUAGCCAAAACCUUGGUCCUUAUUCUAGUCGUUUUAAUCAUAUGCUGGGGCCCUCUCCUCGCCAUAAUGGUGUAUGAUGUCUUUGGGAAAAUGAACAAGCUCAUCAAGACUGUCUUUGCGUUCUGUAGCAUGCUCUGUUUGCUGAAUUCGACAGUGAAUCCCAUCAUCUACGCUCUGAGGAGCAAGGACUUGCGGCAUGCUUUCCGGAGCAUGUUCCCCACCUGCGAAGGAACUGCACAGCCUCUCGAUAACAGCAUGGAGUCUGACUGCCAGCACAAGCAUGCCAACAACACAGGUAACGUUCACAGGGCUGCGGAGAGCUGCAUUAAGAGCACAGUUAAGAUUGCCAAAGUUACCAUGUCUGUCUCCACAGACACAACUGCUGAAGCAUUGUAAGCCAGAGACUUCUCAGCAUUGUGUGAAAAGGAAAUAGUUAAAAAAAAAAUCAACAACAACAGAGAAAACCAAACCCAUGGCUUAAUGUCUUUGUACCCUCCUGUAAUACUUUUUUGGUUUGUCAUUGUAAGCUAAACAAUAAUUGUGUUCAGAGCAUUACCAUCAGCCAGUUCUUCAAGUUUACAAUUAGGGAUUCAAACUAAAUUCUCAAAAGCUUUUUUCUCAAAAAGUAUUUACCGAAUAAUAAUGAGUUUUGUGAAAGAGCACAGUGAAAGUAUCAAAUUAGCAGAAGUUCCUUUCGAGGGUGUGAAGAAAAAUUGUGAAACCUAAUUGAAAACUAAUGCAUUCUAAAACAAUACCAUCAAGUAAGAAAAAGCCAUGUAAUCAUGCUGUUCAUUUCACUGUGAAAUGUAUUUCCUGUCUGUAAGUAAUAGGCAUUUUUAAUUUUUUUUUCCAAAAGCAGCAGUGCUGAGUUUUAGAGGUUUUGUAAAAUGUGUUGUGUCCUGUGAACUGUAUGCUGUUUUAUUACGUGUUAUUGAUAUUUGUCUGAUUAAACAAAGUGAUAAGGUAGACUUAUGUGGAAAUAAUGUGAAACAUGUGGUAUGUAAACCCCAUUGAAAACACCUACUGUGUUUGAAUAAUUCCUAUGAGUUAUUUUGGAAAUUUUACACUUCUAGUGGUCUUCUGUGGACUUAGAAGAGAGGCUUUGUGUUCUUCUACUCAAAUUAUUUCCCCAUUACCUUUUACUUUCACAUGCUUAUGAGAAUAGCAGCAACAAGGGAAUAGAGAAGGAAUGUAAGAGAGGAAUGCACUGGUUCAGACUUUUAAAUACCACUGCGUUUAUACAGAAGGACAUUCACUGUUGUACAGACUCUUGCCCUUCUCUUGGGCUUUGUGUGAAUAUGAACCUGAAAAGAGAAGGUCCCGGAUAUUGGCUUCUUUAACGGGCAACUGUUUUUAGUCCCAUGCUGGUGCUGGACUUCUGAAGACAGCAUGUGUCAUACACAAUGUGUAAUGCUAUCACUGUGCAGUUGGUGUAUACUUGAAGUGUGUUGCAUUCCUGUAUCCCAGGUUUAAGCAGACUCAGAGCCUGAGAUGCCAAACUCUGGUCUUCACUAAAAGAGGAGGAAAUAUUGUCAGACUUAGACAUUUUCUUACUGUGUGAGCGUGUAUAUAAGUAAAUAUCUAUGUGUGUGUAUGUGUGUGUGUGUGCGUGUGUGUGUGUGUGUGCGUGUGUGUGUAAGUAUACUAAUAAGUGUGAGUCAUGGUAGCAUAAUUAAGAUAGGACACUAUGACCAAAUGUAAACUGUAUUUCUUGUUGCACGCUUUGCACACAAAUUCUGUUUCUAAAAUUGAGUUCUUCCAACUGACUAAUGAUGAAAACACCAUAUUAAGAACAUACAGAUCCACACUGAGAUGCAUGCAUGUGUUAGGGAAAGUAGCCUUUUAAUUACACUUGAGAAUGAGGUAGAGCAGGAGGCAGAGCAUGGCAUGAGCCAGCACUGACAACUGAAAAUGGGUAUUGAAGAUGUUCCUGAAAACUGAGAACACCAGAAAUAAAUGGCAAUUUCUUUAUGCUCUUCAGUAUUUAAAUCUUGCUGUUUGAAAUGAGGUGAGUCUCACUGUGAAACUAGGAUACAGUUGGCAAGGUCUGACACCAUCAGCUUCAAGGCAAGGAAGGAGAAAUUAUUGAAUGAAAAUUGCAGCUUUGUUCCAUGAUGGAAUUGCUUUUUACCAUCUGGGACUUUUUCAAAGAGCAUGCUUUUGAAGAGUCUUUGGGGCAUGGAUAUUCUGUAAUUCCAUCCGAAAUCAGAGGUACUGGGCCUUGUUUUCUGCUGCCUUGCAUUUUGGACCAUCUCCUGAUCCUUGUUCUGGCUGAUUUCUGCCAAAAUCGCUGUUAAGCCAGCUUAGCUGCCUGACGCUUCCUACAAGAGAGGUGACUCCCUUUUUGGCACGCGUCUAGUGGAGCCCAAUCUGUGCUGUCCUGCAGCCCUUCCUUGGGGGUUACUUAAGGAAAACGAGUAUGGCGGCAGCCAUGGGGGUCCCUGGAUGCCUUGACGUCCCCAUGGCCUUUCUGAUAUCUCAAUGUGAGUCAAAGCGGCCAGUAGCACAAAAGGCCAAGCUGCUUUCGGCCAGCAGCUGCGCACUGGCCUAAGUGACACCAGGGCAGUGGAGGUUCAAGCUCAGCGGGCAAAGACUUGGUGUAACAUGGCACGUAUUAAAGAUCUUGUCAGGCAAGGUGCUGAGCAACAGCUGAAAGGCACAGGGGCAUUUUCCUCCUCUGCCUUGCUCCCCCACAGCUUGCCAUGGAGGUAGGGCAGAGCAUGGUGCCCGUAAGGGCAUCAAGGCAGUCAGUCAAGAGUGGUGAACUGGAGAUUCCCAGACGACAUGCAAGUCCCCCUCCUCAAAGAUCUUUCUCCUAUCUAGAUAGAGUUCAUCCUAAAGCAAUCCUCUAGGAGUGGGGGAAAGCCCACUUGAAAUGUAGAAGUAUUUUAAGAGCCAUUUUUGAAACUGUCUUCUUGUGAACUAAAUGCAAAUUUCAUAGAUUUCUGUUGUGCAUUCAAGUUCUAAAUUUUACAUGAUAAAUCAUGGGACAAUGGGGCUGUCUUGGCACUUAACUUGGUGCUUACUGAUAUAAUAAGAAAUAGCAUCCUGUGAAACAUUACUGUCUAUCAUCACUAUCUUCACUGCAUAAUGAGUUUUUUUAACGCUCUGGGAACUGUGUCGGUUCACUUAGAACCAUUUAUUAAAGAAGUGGCAACAAUUUCCCUACAAGUUGCACACUAAAUAGAACUACUCUGUCAUUAGAAAAUCCGUUGCUGUUCCAAGAUUAGCUGUACUUAAAUUUCUGCUUUAGAUAUUCCUAAUUUGCAGUUGUCUACCUUCACUUAGUGAUAGCACAGCCAAAUGAUACUGUGUGCCACAACCACCCAUACCGUCAUCAAUCAAAUAACCAUUGUUCCAGUUAUGUAUACUUACCAACUUCAGGUGUUGCGUAUCUAUAAAGAAGACCAUCUAUGUCACACAUGUGCAGAGUUAAGAUUCUCAACAGUCUAACUGUAUAUUUGUAUAAUAUAAUCUCCUCAAUGCUGUGCAAUCACUAUCCAUAUUUUCUUGCACUGGCCUUUUGACAAAAAUGUUAGUGUGUCUAUUGUGAGAUAGACAGCGCAUUUUACCUGCUGUUAUUGGGCUGAAUGUAUGUAAAUAAGUGAAAAAUAGAAAAGUCAUCUGUACAAGCAGUGGCCUAAAAAGUCUGUAAUUGUAGACUAGGACAAUUGUUGAAGUUGCUGUGACAUCUCAAAUACUACCUUUGAAUAAGCUGUUUACAGGGCCUCUUGGGAUGCUGUUUCAUAGAGAAAGGAAAAUCUUUCCUUGUGAUGAUAUGAGGUAAAGAAAAUGGAUUACCUGAGCUUUUUAUUUCCAGUGUUUCGAAGUGGAGAACAUAACUCUUUAUUGUCUAUAAAUCUAACAUUAUUACUUCCUCUUAGAAGAAUAUUGUAUCAUUAGAUGUUUGUUUGAGCUGGUAACAUCCUUGCAACUGCUGCAAUAUCUUUCGUUAGCAACCUGUAUAAUAGUUUGUACACAAGUACUGUUCAGAUUGUCAUUAAAAGUAGCUUUGACCAUUUACCUACCAGUAGCAGAAUAGCAUUUCUGUAAGAUUUCCAGUGUAUUACUACCAUAUUAUAUUUUAUUUCUAUAAUGUAAUUAAACUGUUAUUUAUUCAAGGAAAAAAA
Molecule: messenger RNA, 6497 nt
Organism: Dromaius novaehollandiae (emu)
Lineage: Eukaryota; Metazoa; Chordata; Aves; Casuariiformes; Dromaiidae
Gene: CNR1
Product: cannabinoid receptor 1
Exons: 2
Coding region: 1342-2763 (473 amino acids)
Biological process (GO): regulation of metabolic process; adenylate cyclase-activating G protein-coupled receptor signaling pathway
Cellular component (GO): plasma membrane; cytoplasm
Molecular function (GO): cannabinoid receptor activity
Source: RefSeq, a predicted model, not a curated record